CUUUUGGUUCUUAGAGCGUGUUGAAAAAUAUUCAACAAUAAAUCAACCAGUAUUUACACUUUGUUGCUCGAAAGGAAAAGUUCAAUUACCCUAUUUGUAAAGGCCUCCAGAAUUAUUGUGUAACCUUAUAGAUGGUCGUGAUAAUAAGUCUUUGCAUUUUCAAAAAAAUAUUAGAUUGUACAAUAGUAUGUUUGCAUUCACUUCUUUUGGAUGUAAGGUGCAUGACUUAAUUAACGAUGGUAGUGGACCACCUCAAUUUAUCAUAAAUGGGCAAGUUUAUCAUCGAAUUGGGAGUUUGCUACCAACUAUUGGUGAAAAUCCAAAAUUUGCACAGUUAUAUAUCUAUGACACGCAGCACGAAGUAGUCAAUCGCCAUGGAAUUUUCAGGCAAACAACUGAAAUAGAUAAGGAAUUGAUAGUUGGUCUAAUGCAAAUGAUUGAUGAACACAAUGUUAUAGCCCAAUUGUUUCGGAGAGCUCGACAAUUUUAUGAGUAUCAUCCUUCGCAGGAAUUUUGUUUGAGAUUGUUUUCUCAGCGAGUACAUGAUCCAAGAAUUUACAAUUAGCUUUCGUGUGAUGAGAUUGCUGCUUUGAUAGUUGGAGAUUUCGAAUCAUCCGACCAUGGUCGUGAUGUUAUUGUUCAGUCCACCAGUGGUCAAUUGCAACAGAUUUAUGAAACUCAUGCUUUAUACUUGUCAUUAUAGUAUCCUUUACUUUUUCCUUUUGGUGAGGAUGGGUAUCAAUUGAAUAUCCCGUAUCGAGGGGUUCAAAAUACUUACGUGCGUGGAAGAAGGACGAGGAUGUCUUUGCGUGAGUUUGUGAGUUUUCGAUUACAAGUGAGAGAAUAUGAGGGAAGCAUCAUUCACAAAGCUAGGAGGUUGUUCCAACAAUUUGUUGUUGAUUGUUUUGCAUCGAUAGAAUCACAGAGACUCUUUGAAAUUAGGAAGAAAUAAAGUACAAUUAGAGGGGAGUUUUUGCAUGGUAUAGAGGAAGCUAUGCAACGUGGUGAUGUCGAAGCAUCCUCAAUUAGGACAAGGGUUAUACUACCAUUUUCUUUUACAGGUGGUAAACGUUAUAUGUUUAAUAAUUUCCAGGAUGCUAUGGCAAUUUGCAAGCAUUAUGGUUAUCCUGAUUUGUUCCU
Messenger RNA from Arachis ipaensis, 1140 nucleotides. NCBI's taxonomy places the organism in Eukaryota, Viridiplantae, Streptophyta, Magnoliopsida, Fabales, Fabaceae. The record is from RefSeq and is a predicted model, not a curated record.